Hermetia illucens (black soldier fly) is the source of this 1501-nucleotide messenger RNA. Its product is annotated as probable cytochrome P450 6a20. Bases 65 to 1321 code for a protein of 418 amino acids. NCBI's taxonomy places the organism in Eukaryota, Metazoa, Arthropoda, Insecta, Diptera, Stratiomyidae. The transcript has 2 exons. The record is from RefSeq and is a predicted model, not a curated record. Gene Ontology annotation, molecular function: monooxygenase activity; oxidoreductase activity, acting on paired donors, with incorporation or reduction of molecular oxygen; iron ion binding.
AUUAAGUCAGUCGCCAGUUCUGAUCGCUUUUCGUUUGACGUUCACGUAGAAAGUACCUAGUGAAAUGGAAGUUUUGAUAUUUUUUUUGUGGUUUUUAAUAUUAUUUAUUCCGACCAUUUAUCUAUACUUUCAAAAGAAGUAUUCAUAUUGGAAAGAUCGGGGAGUGCCGUACAUAGAACCGAAAAUACCUUAUGGAAGCUUGCAUGCUUCCAAGAGUACACGAGACACUAUCAAUAUGUUCUACAAAACCAAAAGUGAUUUCCCUUUUGUCGGUAUAUACGUCCUAACAACUUCAGCGGUUGUAGCCACUGAUUUGGAUUUCAUUAAGGAUGUCCUCAUUCGUGAUUUCAACUAUUUCACUGAUCAUGGGGUAUAUACCAAUGAGAGAGACGACCCUCUCUCCGCAAACUUAUUCAAUUUAGAUGGUCAGCGAUGGCGCAACUUGCGUGCAAAACUUUCUCCAACAUUCACUUCAGGACGAAUGAGAUUUAUGUUCCCGACAGUGCUUGAAGUUGCUGAUAGGUUUAAUAAAGUCCUUGGUGAGCUUCUGGAAACACAGAAAACCCAUGAAGUGAAGGAUCUUCUAGCACGUUUCACUACCGAUGUCAUUGGAACCUGUGCUUUUGGAAUUGAAUGCAAUAGCUUAAAGGACCCCAAUGCUGAAUUUCGGAAGUACGGACGAAAACAUAUAGAGGAACCGAGUCACGGUACAUUUGUGAACCGUUUAAUGAAUGUGUUUCCAAGAUUAUGUAAAAUGUUACACCUCAGCCGAACGCACCACGACGUUACUACGUUUUUCAUGGGUAUUGUUCGAGAGACGGUAGCUUACCGCGAAAAAAAUAAUAUUCGCCGAAAUGAUUUUAUGGAUCUUUUGAUCCAGUUAAAGAAUAAUGCAUCGAUCGAUGGGGAUGAAGACGAGAGUACUGAUUCGAAAAUAAUUGGAAAACUAACUUUUGAGGAGCUGGCAGCUCAAGCUUUUGUGUUUUUCUUGGGCGGAUUUGAAACUUCGUCGUCAACGUUGACAUUCACUCUCUAUGAACUAGCUGUGAACCAGGACAUUCAGAACAAGUGUCGAUCAGAAAUUAAUCUUGUAUUGGAGAAAUAUAAUGGGAAUCUAACAUAUGAAGCUAUGAACGAAAUGCACUAUGUGGAACAAAUAGUGUUGGCCAGCAUACCGGGCUACUGGAAAACCUUCCUCAUCAACAUCAACGGCGCAACAACCGGUAUCCGGUCUAGUCCUGCCUUAAUAAAGAAAAACCUUCCUGGUAUAGAAAAAUCAUCAUCUACCUCCUCUUCUCCUUCCCCUCUCGUCACGCCUUAGAAUAGGAUUUAUGUAGUAAACUACAGAACUUCAAUGGAGAGCGAGAAUCUACUGCGAUAACUCAUACAGCUUUGCCAGAGAUGACAUGAGGUAAAACGACACAAACCUCGGGAUCUCUAAGCCUUUUAUUUUAAAUACAUUUUAAAAAAAGAAAGGCUACAUUAAAAACGUCAAACUGUU